AGCAGGUGAGAUCGCAGCAUCGCCUCCUCGCGCUUUCAGAGACUCAGAGUGGCGGAUUAACGGAGCGGAGCCAUGGGAAAGCUUCAAGAAUUUGAUAUCACUUUUACCAACAACAAGGUGGUUUACGGUCCGGGAGAGUCUAUAAGCGGGACUGUGAAAAUACGCACCAGCAACUCGCUGCAGUACAAAGCAAUCAAGGUGAACUGUCAGGGCUCAUGUGGGAUCUCCAACAAAAUGAAUGACGCCUCCUGGAGUCUGGAGGAGCAAUACUUCAACAGCACGCUGUCUGUUGCUGAUAAAGGAACUCUGGCGGCAGGCGAACACAGUUUCCCCUUCCAGUUUCUCAUUCCAGUCGCUGUCCCGACUUCCUUUGAGGGACCAUUUGGGAAGAUUAUUUACCGUGUGAGGGCCGCCAUCGACACGCCCCGCUUCUCUAAGGACUACAAAGCCCAGAGGCCCUUCUACCUACUCAACCUCCUGAACCUCAAUGAGGUGCCUGACAUUGAACAUUCGAGUUCUGCUGUGACCACUAAGAAAUUCACCUACCUCCUGGUGAAGACGGGGACCCUGAUGCUGAAAGCUCGCAGCGACCUCAGGGGUUACAUCCCCGGUCAGGUCAUCAAGUUAGCCACCGAGAUCCACAACAAGUCUGGGAAGGACACGGGAUGUGUACUGGCCAGUCUCAUACAGAAAGUGACCUAUAAGACCAAGCGGCCUUUGUUUGACCUGCGGACCAUCGCGGAGGUGGAGGGAGCCGGAGUGAAAGCGGGAAAACAUGCAGAGUGGAGGGAGCAGAUCAUCGUCCCUCCUCUUCCUCAGUCAGCACUAGCCGGCUGUAGCCUCAUAGAUAUAGACUAUUUUAUUCAGGUGUCACUAAAAUCUCCAGACGCAGUCGUCACUCUGCCCAUCUACAUCGGGAACAUCGCUGUGAACUUGUCUCCAUCUAGGACCAUUCCCUCCAGUCCAGAGCACUGCGGUGCCACCAUCGCACCCAGAGCUGCAGGGGUGACCCCCAGUGCUCCACCGGCAGAGGAGGAGCCAGAGGAGGGUUUGUGUGCGGGGGGCCUGGCCAGUGAGGAGAUCCCAACCAAGAGUCACUCUCAGCAGGAUCCGUCAGGUCAGCCGGUCACCAUGUCCCCCAGCGCCUUCAGCCACGCACCAGGCGCAGCGCUGCCUCCCAGCCACAGACGACCCGACGCGUCCGCUCCACUCUUCUGCGUGUCCACGGGGGCCACCAUACCUUUCUUCACCGAGGGAAACGUGACUCCUGUACCCACUUCCUGUUCUCUCAUUCUCCCUCCAGAGUACAGCAGCUGGGACUACCCUCAUGAGCCCCCACCUUCUUAUGAGGAAAGCUGCAGUAGCGCCAACUCCAGUUUCAACAGUAGACAGUAGAGAAGAAGCAGGUGAUGAAGCAUCAUGGCCACACCCACCCACACCUGUCUGCACUGGCCUCUCGACAAAUCAGGACAAUCAGACGCACUUGGGUGAUAGAGGAUGGACAGUAACACCCCCUCCCUUUUUUUCUUCUGUUUGUCCUGUAAUAAUUUAAAAAAAGGGAUCAUAUCUUAUAUUGAAGAAUUUUACUUUCACCUCAUGUCCCUGCAGGUGGUGUCAGACAGAAUGGGUGAAUAUCAUUGUGCCUAAAACAAGUAUUUUGGAUUGUCACACAGCAUUUACAACAUUCAGUGAUUGGACUUGUUUCCUUCUUGGGCCGGGGUAGAUUCUGUUCUGUCUUUUAAAUCGAUUGUUACAUCUGUGAUGCCUUGAAAAUGAUUUUGGCCAGCUGAAGGCUCGAGUUUGACAAGACCAAUCGUUAGCCUUUUGUGUGCACUUGCUAUUGUGGUACACUGCUGUCCCUGUGUGUGUGUGUGUGUCUCUCAGCUGUCCCCAUCAUCAGCAGGGCAGAGCUGUCCUCAUGCAGGGUAUCGAGAGGAGAAUUUACAGCCACAGGUCCUGUGCUGUCUGUGAAACGUAUUAAAACCCCUGUGUGCAGCAUCUUUUUUGUGAUUGUUUUAAUAGAAAGUCAUGUUUUUUUUCUGUCUCCUGCACACAGGGGCUUUAAAGAGAAAUAAUGUCUCAGGAAAACUUCUCAGUUGUGUGACUUGAAACACGGGUAGCUCUAAACAAAAUAUUCAAAAUACUUUUAAGGUUUUUAUGUGUUGUUGAUGUGAUUGUUUUAUUGACACGGAUUAUCCAAUAAGUUAAAUAAUUAAAAAACCCUAUCUUUCUGUAUAAGAUCGUUCCUGUUGAGAAAAUGUAAAAUUCAACACACAGAGGAGCACAUGCACUGACAUGCUCAGGCUCUGAAAGUAAUAAAUAACUUUACAAAUAUAAAUAUGCUUUGUCUUUGUGCCGUCACCCUGUGUUGACUCAUAUAACUGAGAGUUUUUGCUUUGAGACCAGUUUUGUAUUCAGGGGACAGUUUACCUGCAGUGGGACACAGGACUGUAGAACUGGUGCAGUCUGACUCUGCCCUCUUGUGGCCAUUGCCGGUACAAACUUUAUCUCAACCUGGUUUUGAAACUGGAGCUGAACAUGAUCAGCCGUGCAAACUGCGAUGCUUAACGGAGUCCCUGCUUCUGCAAUGCACCAGCUGAGGCCAUUUUAUUUUCUUGCAACUGUCUGUUGAGCAGAACUGACAAAUUUAGGUUUGAGAUGCGUAGAUAUGUUGUUUUGAGAUGUGAUGUUUUGCAUCCUCUUUUCAGUCUCUGUAGGGAAGAGAUUGUGUCUUUUUGUUUUUCCUCCUCUCUGUUGCCUUAAUUUUCAUUUCGUGUUGCAUUAGUGUGAAGAGAAUCCUCUGAAAUUUCCAUCAGUGCAGAUGAUGAACAUACAUGUGCACGACGCAGCACUUUUUGACAGUUUGAGUGUAUGGGUAUUCUGUGAGUGUGCACAUCUACUGUACAUGUGUGUGUGUGUAUGAACGUGUGUGUAAAAUAUAGCUUAUUUGGAUGAGAUGCUAACUUACUCAGCAGUCUCUACAUAGAUUCCUGAUUCAGUAUCUGUGUUACAUUGUCUGUUAGAGACAUUUUUAUUUUUCUGUGUACAAGGGCUGAGUGAACAUUUCCAGUGUAAUCAUAACAAGAUAUGAUCUUAUCAUGUUAUUCGUCUACAAAUUAAUUUAUCAAAAUGAUUUAGUGCAGUUUUUGUUUUGCGCAUAUAAAAAAAAAAUUGGUCUCAUGUAAUGCAAAAAGUUCAGUUUUGAUUGUUUUAUAUCUGACUUUGCAUAAAUUUGUCUUAUUGUGUCGUAUAUUGAUCACCCAGGCCCCAGCCCAACUGUGUUGUAAAACAAUCAGCACAUAUUUGUUGUCACUUUCCCGUGGGAAAAUAAUGCCACUGAAAAUCUUAAGCACAACUGCUGUACUAAAUGUUUGUGUGACUAUUGACGUGUUUGUCUUAUUAUACCCCGUUUAAAUACAAUCUCAAAUCCAAGUCAAGUUAAGAUUCAAACCUGUGAAUUUUUUUUUUUUUUAAUUGCGUUUUCUCCUGACUGCAGAUCAUGUUGCCACGUUUUGUCCAGAAUCCAGAAAUUUCCACAGACAAACUGCUUUUACAGUUAGAAAUCUAAGACUCAAACUAUGGUAUUCUGGCUCUACUAUUGUGAAUGCAUGCCUUAAACAGUCUGGAUUCCCACCACCCCUUAUAGGAGCCUUUGAUGGUCUCCCCUCUUCUGGGUUAGGGAGGACAUCAGGACAUGCUCCUGCAACUCUUCCUGUCCCGCCUCCUGUGGACUGUGCUAAGUGCACUUGAUGUAUACAAAUGUAGCUUUUAAUAACAGUGAGGACAAUGGACCUUGGACCUGUCAAACUUGUUUUUUUAUUCUUGUUUUAGAAAAUAUGUGCAAUUCCUCUCAUCUUCAUGAACGAUGCAGCAGCAGCAGCAGCUUGGUUCCCUGAAGUAAUUUCACGCUGCCUUUAUCAGUCCUGAUUCUGUUGAAUUCUUUUCCACCAAAAGGUACAAUAGCUUUACAGUAUGAAGCCCAACUUGUUCUGUUUUUAUUUCAUCCUCCCCUCCUCACAUAUUGAUGAGUUGUGUCUGGUUUUGUAUUUUUCUACUUGUAAACUGUUUACAGGUGCAGUAUGCAGAUACUAAUGGUAGCACCUCAACCAUUCAAUGUAAUAUUUCAACUUGCAGUGCAGAAUCAAAGUUGUACUGUACAG
This is a messenger RNA of Seriola dumerili (greater amberjack), 4160 nucleotides long. It is a transcript of the gene arrdc1b, whose product is annotated as arrestin domain containing 1. Gene Ontology annotation, molecular function: ubiquitin-like ligase-substrate adaptor activity; ubiquitin protein ligase binding. Bases 73 to 1395 code for a protein of 440 amino acids. NCBI's taxonomy places the organism in Eukaryota, Metazoa, Chordata, Actinopteri, Carangiformes, Carangidae. Gene Ontology annotation, biological process: protein transport. The record is from RefSeq and is a predicted model, not a curated record. The transcript has 8 exons. Gene Ontology annotation, cellular component: cytoplasm.